CAUCAUUGUCAAAAUGGCUGAAAACACGUAUCGAAUCUAGUCAGCCACUGCCUGCAGCAGGGAGUAAACUCUGUGGCCGCUGACGCAAAAUUUGCCGUUAAUAGGUGUUCCGUGAAAGUGCCAAUCCGCUGCGUUUCCUCCUAAAGAAACUGUCGACGAGGUUGUGCUGUGCUGGUGCGGCAAUGGACCCCAGAAAGCAGCAGGUUUACGGUGGCCGACAAGCUGGCCCGCAGCUGUUCGAGGACACUGGCUUCCCAGGAGCCGGUGGUAUGCCAUACGGCGGUAUGCCACAGCCCGGCAUGUACCCUAUGAUGCCCGACCCAAUGGCUGCAAUGGCCAUGCAGUAUGGCACCGCGCUGGCUGGCCAAGGGAAGGACAUGGUACACCAGAAGAUUGAGAAGUACGUCUCAGUGUCCAAGAUCAAGUACUACUUUGCCGUGGACACUGCUUACGUGGGCCGCAAGCUGCUCCUCCUGCUUUUCCCGUUCAGCCACACGGACUGGGCCGUCAAGUACGACCAGGACGAACCGGUGCCCCCGCGGUACGAUGUCAAUGCUCCAGAUCUCUACAUUCCGAGCAUGGCUCUGGUGACGUACGUGCUGCUCUCGGGCUACCUGCUGGGCCUGCGCAACGAGUUCACCCCCGAACGGCUCGGACUGCAGGCAAGCUCGGCACUCAUGUGGCUCACUCUCGAAGUCCUGGCCAUCUGGCUGGCCACGUACAUCCUCUCCAUCCGGUCCAGCUUGCGCGUCCUAGACCUGGUCGCCUUCAGCAGCUACAAGUUUGUCGGCAUGAUCGCGGCUCUGCUGGCGAGCAUGGUUCUCUACCGGCCGGGCUACCUGCUCGUCCUGGCCUACGCCUGUCUCACGCUAGACUUUUUUCUGCUUCGCACCCUGCGGCUCUCCCUGCUGUCCGGGAGCUCGUCCGAGGGCUCCCGUCGGGGCCUGUACCUACUCCUGGCUGUGUGCGCACUCCAGCCGGCGCUAGCCUACUGGCUCACACAGCCCCUUGCGCAGCAGCAGCUGGCUCAAUAAACUCGUCCUGUUGCUGCCA
Messenger RNA from Rhipicephalus sanguineus (brown dog tick), 1053 nucleotides. It is a transcript of the gene Yif1, whose product is annotated as protein YIF1B. The coding region runs from base 183 to 1034 and encodes 283 amino acids. Lineage: Eukaryota; Metazoa; Arthropoda; Arachnida; Ixodida; Ixodidae. Gene Ontology annotation, cellular component: COPII-coated ER to Golgi transport vesicle; Golgi membrane; endoplasmic reticulum-Golgi intermediate compartment. Gene Ontology annotation, biological process: endoplasmic reticulum to Golgi vesicle-mediated transport. The transcript has 8 exons. The record is from RefSeq and is a predicted model, not a curated record.